Messenger RNA from Pelodiscus sinensis (Chinese soft-shelled turtle), 716 nucleotides. The record is from RefSeq and is a predicted model, not a curated record. NCBI's taxonomy places the organism in Eukaryota, Metazoa, Chordata, Testudines, Trionychidae.
AGUGCUGAGCGCCGGGUGUGUCGCUUUCCACGGCAGAUGGGACGUUCUCCUCCACCAGCAGCGCCACGGAGCCGUGCCGGCCGUGCUCCUGGUGCCCAGCGCACAUGAUGGUGGCCGAGGCGUGCCCCCCCACCCGCGACACGGUGUGCGCCCCCCACUGCGCCCCUGGCCAUUUCCUGCAUGCGGAGAACGGGAGCAGCAGCCGGUGCCUGCCGUGCCAGGCGUGCGGGCUGGGCUCCGGGGUCGUGGCACUGUGCCGGCCCACCACCAACACCGUCUGCCAGCGCUGCCCGGAGGGCUUUUACUCGGAGGAGAAGAGCGCCGUGGCGCCGUGCCUGCCCUGCCGGCGGGAAUGCAGUGAGGACGAGGUGAUGAUCCGCGGCUGCAGCCCGGGGUCGGACACUCUGUGCAUGGAGAGAGAGCUGCAGAUCCUGAAGCGCACCGAGGGAGACCCCCGCAAGGAUUACCCCAGGAAGCCCUCGCUGGCCGAGCACCCACCCCCCCGCGCCCGCCCCGCCGCUGCCGGACAACAGUGGCCCAGCUGCAAGCAGAAGCAGCAGCUGGCCAAAGCCCGGGCCGGGGAGCUGGGGGCCUCCCCCGAGGGCGAGAAGCUGCACAGCGACAGCGGGGUCUUCCUCGACACGCACAGCCUGCAGGAGCACCACGCGCUCAACAAGGGCUCCCCGGAUGCUGUGGGGGACUCGCGGCUGAGCUAG